AAUUUGCCAAACUAAUUCAUCAUCUACACACUCCAUGGCGGUGCUGAACCGCCUUCUUUUCACGGCCAGAACAACCGCCACGUCGCCGUCGUCAAUUCGCUCAGCUCUCCGCCACUCCUCUUCUCCAACUAACAAUCUUCAAUCUCCGUCGCCGUCGCCGUCGCCGCCGUCUACUGAUCAAAAUCAGCUACAUCUCAGCCGCUCCGGAAGUGAAAGGAACGUGCAGUGGGUGUUUCUAGGCUGUCCCGGCGUCGGAAAAGGUACUUAUGCUGCUCGGCUCUCGAAGCUUCUCGGCGUGCCUCAUAUUGCUACUGGCGAUCUUGUGCGCCAUGAGCUGGCUUCCAACGGUCCCCUCUCUUCUCAGCUUUCAGAGAUUGUCAACCAAGGCAAAUUGGUCUCUGAUGAGUUUAUAAUAAAGCUUCUGUCGAAACGUCUCGAGGCUGGAGAAGCCAAAGGUGAAUCAGGGUUUAUUCUUGAUGGCUUUCCUCGGACUCUAAGACAGGCGGAAAUUUUGGAGGGAGUAACUGACAUUGACCUGGUGAUUAAUCUGAAGCUUCGGGAAGAAGCCUUGAUUGCAAAAUGCCUUGGUAGAAGAAUUUGUAGCCAGUGCGGAGGAAACUAUAAUGUUGCUUGCAUUGAUAUUAAAAGUGAAAAUGGGCUUCCUGGAAUGUAUAUGGCUCCUCUUCUUCCUCCUACAAGUUGUGAGUCCAAAUUAAUUACCCGCCCUGAUGAUACUGAAGAAGUUGUAAAGCAUCGGCUCCAUGUAUAUAAUGAAAUGAGCCGGCCUGUCGAAGUUUUUUACCGCAACCGUGGGAAGUUGUUAGAAUUUGACCUUCCGGGAGGGAUCCCUGAAUCCUGGCCAAAGCUGCUUCGAGCUUUGCAUCUUGAUGUUCAUGAAGAUAAAAAGACAAUUGCUGCUUAAUUAUAGUGUGUAGUUCAUAUCCGAGGUAAGUUUAUUAUUCUUUUCAUGUGCAAGAUUUGCACAUUAUAAAAACAUAUAAGCAAGCAGGUGUAUUUUAGCUCAUAGAAUAAAUUAUUGAUUGGUCUGACCUGGUUGUGAAGAUACAUCCCUUGCGGGAUUCAUAGUUGUGUAGAAUUUUUGUUGUAGAUUUGGCGAAUGGCCAUGUAAUUUUAAAUUAUACUUAUUAUAUAGGUUAUUGCUUUUCAUUCA
Messenger RNA from Daucus carota subsp. sativus, 1171 nucleotides. Its product is annotated as probable adenylate kinase 1, chloroplastic. The coding region runs from base 35 to 922 and encodes 295 amino acids. Gene Ontology annotation, biological process: nucleobase-containing compound metabolic process. The record is from RefSeq and is a predicted model, not a curated record. Gene Ontology annotation, cellular component: mitochondrion; cytoplasm. Gene Ontology annotation, molecular function: ATP binding; AMP kinase activity. Lineage: Eukaryota; Viridiplantae; Streptophyta; Magnoliopsida; Apiales; Apiaceae. The transcript is spliced from 4 exons.